This is a messenger RNA of Zootermopsis nevadensis, 2408 nucleotides long. RefSeq names its product dynein axonemal assembly factor 4. Gene Ontology annotation, molecular function: protein binding. The record is from RefSeq and is a predicted model, not a curated record. NCBI's taxonomy places the organism in Eukaryota, Metazoa, Arthropoda, Insecta, Blattodea, Termopsidae. Gene Ontology annotation, biological process: cilium movement; outer dynein arm assembly; inner dynein arm assembly.
UAUUAAACACUUUCCAUAAUUUUUUUCCGCCCAGGGUCUCGCGAUUGACGCCGCCGCCAAUGAUGUGCCAUAUUCAAGUUUGUUUUUCUCUAUAAAGGAACUUGUAAAGUAAUACAUUUGGUUAUUCUUCUGCUUGAAAUUUUAUUUUCCUUCCCAAUAUUUUGUAACAAAAUGGCGGAGUGAAGAUGAUUGUCAUCUGGGAUAUUGCGUCGUGUGGCCUGGUUAAAGUUUACCGACGGUUGAAAGGUACUUUCUACCUCCGUUAUCAGAGCGAACGUUGGUAAACUUCGGCGCGACAUCCCAGAGGAUAGUCGUCUUCAUACUCUUGACCGUGAGAACCUGACACUUCACAAAUUGGCGUCCUGUGCUAUGAGUCAAUAACAUGUUUUUGUUUAUAUCAUCAAAACCUUUUAAUUCUAGUGAAAGAUUAUAUUUGGAGACAAACUGAAAAUAUGGUGGUGAUUCGGGUACCUUUGAACGGAGUGCAUUGCAGCAAAGUCGAUAUAUUUUCUUCUGAUAACUAUAUAAAGGCACAUUUUCAUCCUUUUCUGUUUGAAGUAUUUUUGUUUUCCUCGGUAAAAGAACCUCGGAGUAAGUGUACUGUGGGAGAUGGUAAAAUUGUUUUUGAAUUACAAAAGACGGAAUGUGAUUACUGGGAAAACUUGGAAGCUAAUUUGAGUAAAGAGGAACAGCGGGAAAUGCGUAAGAAGAUUUUAGAAAGAUCUCAAGAGAAUGCAAGAGCUGAGCAGGAAAGAAAGUGUGUGAAAAGAGCAGAGUUGGAUCGGUUAGCUGUGAGACAUCAGAUUGUUAUUGAUGCUAAUCAGCGUAAGCGUAUUGAUGAAAUAAAAGGAAAAGUAAAAGAAAUUGCCAUGAGAGAGCUUGAAGAAUGGAAGUCUUCAAAUCAAACAAAAGAAACCAAGGUUCACAGCUUGGCAGUUUCAGGUUCUGUAAAACAAGAUGUGCCCACUGAGAGGAAGUCAGCAAUCUACAAGAAGAACUUUCCUACAAAUAAAUCCUCACCCGCAGUGGAACCAGAUGAAAAUGUGAAGCCUGUCCCACUCCCAAGACAAAAUGGCACAGUUAAAGUUCACUUCACUGCUAGAGCAUUUCCCACACCACAACGGGAGUCCCAGGCUCCUGAAGAAGAGGAGUGGCUAAAGAAGCAGGCAGAAGCUAGACGAAGAGUCGGAUUUGUGGUGGAGGAUUUGAGUCCAGAUGAACUGGAUCCAGUGUGGCUGAAAGAAAAGGGAGAUAAUUUUUUCAAACUUGGCAACUACCUUGGUGCCGUCAGUGCAUACAGUCAUGCCAUCAGUAUUGGUAGUAAGAUGCCGGCGUUAUAUAUGAACAGAGCUGCUGCUCAUAUGGCACUUGGAAAUCUCCACAAGACUGUUGAUGACUGUUCAACUGCACUUGAGCUGCUAACACCAUGUGUGGAAAUGAAUUCUUUGUCGCGUGCUCGCUGUCAUGCCCGCCGUGGAACAGCUCUGUGCCGACUGGGAAUGAUGCAGCAGGGGAUGGGAGAACUGAAGGCUGCUGUGGCUCUCCAACCAAAUGAUGACAAACAUAAAAUGGACUUUGAGAAGGCUUAUACUUAUGUUGAGGCAGAUGAACUGGAGUGAUAGAAUUUAGUAACUGUCAUAUUCCAUUUGUAACAGUAACCAUUUUGGAUUGAAGGGCAUUGUUAAGGGUUUAACAAUCUGUUGAGAUCCAAUGACAAUAUUGUUCAAAACCAUUAGGAAAGUUCCCAAAAUGUUAUACUACUUUUCUUAUUUUACUAGGAAAUGACAUGCUUGUGGCAUCAUUUCCAUUUGCUCAUCUGUGUCUGCACAGACUCUGGUACAAAAGUCAACCCACAAUACUACAUGAAGAAGAAGUGAUCAUUGUUCAAAUGGGUUUUGAUUGCAGUAAACCUGGUAGCAGAUUUCUCCUAGUCUAGAAGAAACAUCUAAUUGAAUUAGCAACAUGUAAGCACAGCUGGGUGUGACACUUACACACCACAUGACCAUUGAGACUGUAGAAGGGAAUAUUGGUUGUAUGUACUAUUAUUUCAACAGAAAUAGUUAAAUCCUGGUGUGUAUAGAAGAUUAGAAAAAGGGUGCAGUAUGUUGAGUUAAAGUCAGGAGAGAGAGUUUUAAUGACAAUUUGUGUAUUAUUAGUUAUGUCAUAAAAGUGUGCUUUCCUUCGAAUGCUUUAUUCUGCAGUACUAGGGUAUAAUUUUCCCAUAUUUGAGUGCCCUUUUUUUUAAGUGAAAUGUCAUUGCUUCUAAACGCAUAAUGGCCAAUGCUUGUCUGUUUUGCAAUACAUAAUUCAUUUCUGGAAUUAUUUAUAUUUUGUGUUUGAAUUAAGCCGAAAUGUAUAGUCCUGUAAAUUAUCUGUGAAAAUAAAAGUUCUUGAAUUUGAACUACAAA